UUGACCAAGGUCACAUUGAGAAACUUCUCAAAGAUGCCAGACUCACUCUGCUGCCUGCAACAUGGGAAUAAUUCAGAAGCAUCUCCUAUCAAAUUUCCCUCCAUCAAGCUCACAGCUUUUUGAAUGAAUGAAUUGCUUAAGUCAAACAAUCCCCCACUUGAAGCUGAGCAUAUUCAGCUGAAGGAUGUUAUAGGUGAAGGCCAUGUGUUUUUAGCCAGACUACAGAAACAGAUAAUGCAGAUACAGGCUGCACUUGAGGCAGUUUUGGAUGAGGGGAGACACAUCAAGUGCCUGAUUGAAUCCUACAAGACAAUCCUUCAUCCCAUCUGUAUGAUUCCUGAUGACAUUAUACACAAAAUCUUCUUGACAUACCACUUUGAGGCUGUAAUUGAAAGGCAAGGGAGAGAGUCAUUGAAUAGGCAGUUCAUGCCAUUAGUUCUUUUCCAGGUCUGCAGAGAUUGGAGGAAGAUCACACUGUCAACAUCUCUGCUUUGGUCAUUCAUUACACUGGAUUUUGAACUAUACAGGAAUGAGCAGAUGUGCCAGAAUCUUCUUCAGAUGCAUCUUCAAUGAUCUGUCUCAUACCUGUUCUUAUCUUGAGUGCACCACAGUGGAUCAGUGUUUCAAUGACUAUCCCUUAUGAUUUUCUAUAUGCUUUCUCUGUUGUUAGAGGCUCUCUUCAC
This is a messenger RNA of Guyanagaster necrorhizus, 683 nucleotides long. RefSeq lists its product as uncharacterized. Lineage: Eukaryota; Fungi; Basidiomycota; Agaricomycetes; Agaricales; Physalacriaceae. The transcript is spliced from 3 exons. The record is from RefSeq and is a predicted model, not a curated record. The coding region runs from base 124 to 573 and encodes 149 amino acids.